CAAUACUUUCAAAACUAAGCUUAUAACUUUUAAAAAUUCAAAAACUCGCCACUCAAUACUUCUGUCUGAUUAAACUUUUCAUUUAAUUUAACAGUGUUAUUUAACUGAGUUUCAUUAUUCAUAAACUAAAAACUGCAGCAUAAUAUUUAAACUUCAAACUGGUUUUGACGGAGAUGGCUCAGUCUCGAACUCGCAGUUUCACUGCAUCCAUGGAGAAGCGGAUGGCAACUAUCGAUGAAAUGAAGAACAGUGAUUCUGAAGAGGAUAACGGUAGAAUCGAUUCUCUGACAGAUAUGCAAAAAAUUUCUCGUGAAAUGAAGAACAGUGAUACUGAUGAUGAUUACGAUUAUGUUACAGACGAUUCUCUGAGCGCGAUGGCAACCUUUGGUGGAACAAGAAACAGUGAUUCUGACGAGGCUAACAAUACAGAUUAUUCUCUGACCGGAAUGGCAACUCCAGUUAAAAGGAAAAACAGUGACUCUGACGAGGAGGAUAACGUGACAUUUGAUUCUCUGACAGGGAUGGCAACCUUCGGUGGAACAAGCAACAGUGAUUCUGACGAGGAUAACCAAAGAGUUGAUUCCCUGACAGAGGUGAAAACAGUUUCUUGCGAAUUGAAGAACAGUGACUCUGACGAAAAUAUUGUGACAAAUGGUUCUCUAGGCUCGAAAGUUUUAUGCUCCAAUUGCUUUCUUGACCUAUCUGGAUACAGUACCAAGUUUGUUUGCAAUACAUGCGAUUCAAAACAAAAAACGCCGAGUCAAGUGACUCCCGCAUCCGGGAACUACUACUGUCUGGAUUGUAUUGCGAAACACAUACGAGACAAGGACGAAGUGACAGACCAGAAAGGAUCGCCAGUAUCUGUGUGUGAAAAACACAAACGGGUGAAAUACUUCCUCUGUAUUACUUGUGAUCAAACAAUGUUUUGCAUCACAUGCACUUUAAAUAAUCACAAAGCUCAUGAUUACAUUGAUUCGAUUGAAAAAGAGGAAAACCUUGUUUGUGUGAAAGGCAAAUUGCAUGAAAUUUUAGAAAACCUUGAAAUUCUUUACAAGCAAUCUGCCGGGUUUUUGGAGUCUUUGAAAGCAGCUGAAGAACAAUUUACUUCAAUGGUUGAACCAUACAAGAACAACAUAGUUGAAAUCUCCAAAGAAAUUCUGAUGGACGCUUUAGAUAUGACUCAAAAAGAAACGAGCGAUGUGAAAGACUUGUUUGAAAAUCAAAACAAAGAGCUGAGUGAAAGUAUGAAACAAUUCGAAACUGUUCUAAAAGAGUUUGGUGAUUCCCAAAGUUCAAGUCGCGACUAUUUGAGUGCAUCAUCUUUGAAAUUUGGAAGCCUGAUUUCUGAUGGAAAUAUUGAAAAACUUGUAGAGAAGUUCUCAGAAGAGGUAAAAUUACCGCUAGUUUACAUCGAACCAGAAGAAAUUGAUAACUACCACGCUGAAAUUCAGCAAGCGCGUGAAAACUUGAGAAAAGAUGUGAUAGAACUUCUGCGAACUUUUUUGAAGAGUUUUGUUUUCACGAGGAUAAGUAAACUGGAAAUAGAUUUGAAUAGUUCAUCUAACGGAUUCAAAGAGUUCCCCUGCCAUAAAGGAGAUUUGGAAAACGCUCAUGUCACAUCAACAAAAUAUCGAUUCAGUUUGGCCAUUUUAAAUGGCGGAGACUUUAAGCUUCAUACUUAUACCGACAUUUUAGCCACAAAACCCGUAAAACCCUUGGAUUCUAUCAGCUCGAAGUUUUUUAAGUUCAUCCCUGGAGGAGAUUACGACUGCUUGUACUUCACCAGCGCAAGUAGCUGCAAAAAAUUUCAAACUAAUUUUUCGAUUAAGUGUCGCGCGGAUCAAGUAGGUGCCAGUUUUUCUUAUUGGAUAUCUUCAGAGUUUUGCAUCCCAGUCAUUGUUUUCUGCCGUUUUUCGAAUGGUGAUUGGAUCACAGACUACGAAACAAGCUCGACACACGCUAAUACCAAAUCCCUCGAUUUUCAUCUCAAAAUUGUACCCUGUGCCACGAAAUUGUACCCGGAACAACCAUAUGGUUUUGCCAUAUCCAAUGACAUAGAUGGACAAGAUAUGACACCAAAAAUAGCAUGCAUAUCCAAAAAUUCGUUAUUUUUGUACUCAGUUUACAGAAAUCAGGAAAUUGAUUUCGGCCAGCGCCCUAUCUACUGUAACAGGAUGAACAGCAGCGAACACAAAGGAAGCUUUGGAUGCGGCUUUUUUUCCCGAUGGUUAUUUGGAAAAAAGUUUAUCUCGCUGGCCAUUUGGUGCCUGGAAUGUCAAAUUGUAGAGGUUAUCAAAAUCCCAAUUGAAGAAGAAAACGAUCUACCAAGGCGACCUUUAAAUCAAGGGGACACUGAAAGAAUCUUUCAAUUCAACUUUACUUCGGCGAUUCAAAGCAUAACAAUAUUCAAAAGAGGUCUCAUCAUUAUGACUAAAGACGGGAAGUUGUAUACAUGCGAGAAUAUUCUGAGCAAAGAGAUGCUCUAUUUGUACCAGAAGAAAAACUGAAUAAAACACGGAGAUUGCAUGUUUUACCGCCCCUGUUUUCUUAAAUCCAUUAUUUGUAAGUCCCAUUUUUUAUAGCUUAUGAUUUAAAUCAUUACUUGCACCAUUUCAUAAAAUUCAAAAUGUAAAUAAAUC
Messenger RNA from Symsagittifera roscoffensis, 2639 nucleotides. RefSeq lists its product as uncharacterized. Bases 174 to 2507 code for a protein of 777 amino acids. The record is from RefSeq and is a predicted model, not a curated record. Lineage: Eukaryota; Metazoa; Xenacoelomorpha; Acoela; Convolutidae. The transcript has 8 exons.